This is a messenger RNA of Plasmodium yoelii, 1425 nucleotides long. RefSeq names its product conserved Plasmodium protein, unknown function. The transcript has 2 exons. Bases 1 to 1425 code for a protein of 474 amino acids. The record is from RefSeq and is a predicted model, not a curated record. NCBI's taxonomy places the organism in Eukaryota, Apicomplexa, Aconoidasida, Haemosporida, Plasmodiidae.
AUGAAUAAUGUAAUAAAAUAUAAAAAUAAAUUUUCACCAUUUAUAUUUCAAAGGAAAAUAAGCACACUACCAAAUAGUAUGAAAAAUGAUUAUGAAAUAAUGAAAACAAUUGUACAUAAAGAGAAAAAAAAAAAUUUUCGAAAUAUAUUUUUAUGUGUAAGCUUAAUUAAUAUAAGUACAUUUAUAUUUACUGUUCAUAAUUAUUAUAUAAAAAAAGACCCAAAUUAUUUUUCAAAAAAUGAUAUAAAUAUUAUUGAUCAUAUAAUAUUAAAUAAUGUUGUAAGCUCAUUAGGUUUAAAUAAUUUAAGUUUAUAUAUAAAAAACGGGUUUUAUACCAAAUUAGUAAAUAACAUAAAAAAUGAAAAUUAUUCAGCCAAAGAAAAUGCUUUGUUAAGUUUAUUGGAAUUGCUUUAUAAGAAUAAAAAUUGUUUUGUAGAAAUUAUAGAAAAUUAUAAAAAUGAAAAUGCAGAUAUAUUGAAAUAUAUUUUUGAAAAAAUCAAAAAUGAUAAACUAGAAAAUACACAAAAAAAUGUUUUUUCCUCAAUAAUUUUUUAUUACAUAAAAUAUAGCAGUGGUUGUGGUAACACCUUUUUGACUUAUGACCAAAUUUGGGAACUUGUAUUUAACAAGAAUUUAUUUCAAAACCAUAAAGACAGAGAUGAAAUCAUAUCUUAUUUGCUAUUAAACAUUUUUAAGAACGAAAAAUAUAUUAAUGAAGUUAUUCAAAGAGAACAAAAGAUUUGGAAUACAGAAAUGGAUGAACAUAAAAACAAUCAAACAAAUGAUAAUAAAAUAAAAGGAAAUAAUGAAAUAGAUAAAAAUAAUAAUUUAUAUAGUAAUGAAACAAAAUCAAUAAUACACUUUUUAAUUUAUUGUAAAUAUGGAAAGACUGCAAAAAAUUCUAAUCCUAUUUUAAAAUUUUAUUUAGACAUUACAAAAAAUAAUGAAAAUUAUUAUAAAGAAGAAACUUUAAAUUUAUUUGAAAAAUAUUUUAACAAAUUGAAUAUUCCUUUUUUUUUAGAAAAAAAUGAUAAUAUGGAAAUCGAAAAAAAAAAAUCUUAUAGCAACAUUAUAAAUAAAAUAUAUAUAAAAUAUUUUGAAAAUACAGUUCUCUAUACUUUUUUUUUUUCAUUUGCACUUCAUAAUAUAUAUGCAAAAGAAUAUACUAUUAAAACAUAUCUAUAUAUAUUAAAUGAUAUAUUUAAAAGUAUUUAUAUUAACACUUUAAUUAAUUCUAUUUUUUUAGUACAAAAAUCUGUUAUCAAUAAUAUUGAUAUUAACAAUGACACACCUACAUUUUUUUCUCUUUCCCUUUUGUUUAACCUUUUAAAUUCAACCUUAUUUUCUUAUUCCAUAUACAAGUGCAAAUACGGUUUUAUCCCCCUUGUAUUUUCACAGAUUGUAAAGGAUAAUUUUUUUCUUUAA